Drosophila serrata is the source of this 1939-nucleotide messenger RNA. It is a transcript of the gene loopin-1, whose product is annotated as cytosol aminopeptidase family protein loopin-1. Gene Ontology annotation, biological process: proteolysis. Gene Ontology annotation, molecular function: metalloaminopeptidase activity; manganese ion binding. Gene Ontology annotation, cellular component: cytoplasm. The record is from RefSeq and is a predicted model, not a curated record. Lineage: Eukaryota; Metazoa; Arthropoda; Insecta; Diptera; Drosophilidae.
GUUUACUUUAUUCUGGAUUGUCGUACGAGUCAGAUCGGUUUUGAUAGAAAAACAACCAAAAUUAUUUAGUGCAAAAACUAAAACUAGUGUUCUUGAAAUUUUUCGUGUUUCGAAAAUUCCAAAAUUUCUUGUUGCUAUUGAUAAUUACAUUGCUCAGAGUACGUUUGUGGUGAAAGUGUAAACAGAAUCAAAGAUGCCUUCAUUAAGGAGCAUGAUACGGACUUGUGCUCAGCUCUCAGGCCGUAGCAAUGCCAGGGCAUUCGCUACCGAAUGCAAAAAACCCAAGGGUGCCGUCGUUGGUGUCUACAUGGGAGAUGGUGACAAGCCGGCCAAGCCCACCAAGAACGCCGUCCUCCUGGACGAUGCAGUCGGCGGUAAUCUGAUCUCAUUGAUCCGGGAGCGCGCUAUAAACGGCGCCCUUGGCAAGGGUCUGCUGUUUAGCGGAUUUGAGGGUGAAUAUCAGGCGGUGGCCGUCAUCGGUGCGGGUAAACAUGGUGCAGCCUACAACGAGAACGAAGAGAUGGACGAGGGCAUGGAGAAUGUGCGCAUAGCGGCCGGCACUGGAGCCCGGGCCCUGCAGCUUCAUGGUAUGCAUGAGGUGCAUGUGGAUGCCUUCGAUUAUCCGGAACAGGCCGCCGAGGGUGCCGCUUUAGCCGUGUGGCGGUUCAAUGCCAACAAGAGGAAGAAGCAUCGCCUGCACACCCCCAAGUUGGACAUGUAUGGCAAGGGUGAUCGUGAUGCCUGGAUCCGGGGACUGUUCAAGGCCGAAUCACAAAACUUGGCCCGUCGCUUGUCCGACACACCGGCCAACAUGAUGACACCAUCCAUCUUUGCCCAGGCCACCGUGGACGCCCUCUGUCCGUGCGGUGUGUCCGUGGAGGUGCGCUCCAUGGACUGGAUCGAGGACAUGAGCCUCAAUUCCUUCCUGAUGAUCGCCAAGGGGUCCUGUGAGCCGCCACUGAUGCUGGAGUGCAGCUACUGCGGCACCUCGCCCGAGGAUCGUCCCGUUCUGCUGCUGGGACAGGGCCUCACCUUCCAUAGCGGCGGCCUGUGUUUGAAGCCCAAAAAGGGCAUGGACAAGUACCGCGGAGCCAUGGCCGGAGCCGCUGUCUGUGUGGGAGUACUCCGUGCCGCCGCCGCCCUGUCACUGCCCAUGAAUAUCACCGCUGUCAUUCCUCUGUGCGAACACAUGCCCUCUGGAAUGGCUGUCAAGUGCGGCGAUGUGGUGACCCUGCUCAAUGGCACCACCAUGGGUAUCAAGAGCGUGGGCAAGGCGCCAGUUGUUCUUAUGGCCGAUCCCCUGCUGUACGCACAGGCCACAUUCAAGCCAAAGCUGGUCAUCGAUAUCGGAACGGUGGCCAAGGGAGUGGACUUUGGCGUCGGCGGUGGUGCCAGUGGUCUAUGGACCACCUCCAAGUCAGUGUUUGAGAGCUUCCGCAAGGCUGGUGGCAUCACCGGCGACCGCGUCUGGAGGUUCCCACUCUUCAAUUACUACAAGCAGAUUGUGAACAACAAUAUCACCUAUGACCUGUGCAACACUGGCCGGGGUCACGCCUCCUCUUGUCUGGCGGCGGCCAUCCUUCACUCGCUGGUCCCCUGCGUGGACUGGGCCCAUCUCGAUAUCCGAGGCACUGGAAUGAUCACCAAGGUCAACCCGUUGCCAUAUCUGCUGAAAGGCUCUAUGACCGGACGCCCAACCCGUACAGUGUUCCAGUUCCUCUUCCAAAUGGGUUGCCAGGACUAGUAUCAUUUUAACUAGUAUCAUCACAAACCGUAGUUUCAGUCUGGUGCAGAUUUCCUAUCUGUGGGCACCUGUCUCUUUGCCCAUGUAUUUCAUUUUGAAGUCCUUUGGUCUGUGCACACAAGGAUGCAGUUGGUGUAAAAGUAAACACUCUUCCCGUAGUCCCACGUGGAAUAAAUAUCAGUGACAUCGAACGUA